AUGACCAAGACUCCACUGCACGAUUCUCGUUCAAUUUACUUCACUUCAACAAUCCCUCAUGAUGGACGCCAAGAAAACGGCGCUCAAAUCAAGUACAAGGGCGAUCUGCACCGUCUGCGCGUGUACCAUACGUUGUUCUCUCUCAAGGCCAUGACGGUGCCCUUUGCCGAGACGUUAAACCCUGCGCCCGGAAGCUUUGUGGUGCAUUGCACGGACAUGGAGAGCAACUGCUUGAACGUUACGUCUCAGGACUAG
Messenger RNA from Peronospora matthiolae, 255 nucleotides. NCBI's taxonomy places the organism in Eukaryota, Oomycota, Peronosporomycetes, Peronosporales, Peronosporaceae. The record is from the annotation of a GenBank genome assembly.